GUGCCACCGUUCCCCGCCGGGGCCUACGACUGGCCUUGCCGGGCAGGGCAGGCUCCGAGAUGGCCUCCCCACCAGCCCCCCGGAAAGCCACGGGGGAUGCCAGGAAAGGUUCUGCAGAGAAUAGGAAGGGUUCAGGAGAGACCAGGAAAGCUUCUAUGGACAGCAGGAAAUCUGCCGAGGCCAAGACAGACCCCGGAGAGGCCCAGAAGGGUCCUGGCGAGGUCAGGAGGAGGAGCUCUGCACGGAAGAGCUCCACCAAGGGGAGUUUGGGGGAGGACAGGAGGGUUUCAGUCGGCAGCAGGAGGGUUUCAGGCGAUAGGAGGAGGGUUUCAGGCGACAGAACAUCAGUCGACAGCAGGAGGAUUUCAGUCGACAGCAGGAGGAUUUCAGUCGACAGCAGGAGGAUUUCAGUCGACAGCAGGAGGGUUUCAGUCGACAGCAGGAGGGGCUCCAGCCAGAACAGACGGAGUUCCAGCGACAGCAGGAGGGGUUCAAGCGCGGACAGGGACAGUUUGUCCUCUAUCCCCGUCAGCGUGCGACCCAACAGGUUGCCAUUGAUCACCCUGAUGAAAGCCUUGGGCCGCUUCAAGCUGUCCCUCCCGGAAAUCCGUCGGAGCUACAAGCUGGCCCCCCGCGACCCCCUGGCCUUGGACACGGAUGUUAUCCCGCGUCCGAAAUACCACCACAAGGCAGUAGUGAGGAGGUUCUGGGGCAACCACCAGCCCCUCUCCAAGGUCCCGUAUAAAAUUCUGCUGGGGCACAGCCACAUCGUGAGUUCCUGCCACUUCUGCAUGAGUGACACGAGGCUCCUCAGUAGCUCCUACGACUGCUCGGUGAAACUGUGGAAUGCCGUCGAUGGAUCUGUGCUGUGGGAUUUUGAGCCGCGACCCAAAGCUCCUGUUUUAGAAUGCAGCAUCACAGCUGACAACAGAAGGGUCGUGGCAUCGUCUUACGACAAAACUGUGAGGGCUUGGGAUGUCGAGACGGGGAAGCUUCUGUGGAAAGUCAGGCAUGACACCUUCGUAGUGUGCUGUAAAUUCUCUCCCGACGGAAAGUACGUGCUCUCUGCCCUGGACGUGGAUCGUGGGAUCUGCUUAAUGGAUCCAGAAAACAUCACCAACUUGAUCCAAGUCAAAGAUCACCACAAAAGGUCCAUCACAGCCUGCUGCUUUGACCCCGACAGCCAGAAGGUGGCUUCCGUCUCUAUGGACAGGAGCAUCAAGAUCUGGGAUAUCACGUCGCAGGCCACGCUGUUUACCAUACCCAACUCGCAUGCCAACACCAUCUCAGACUGCUGCUUCAACUCCAGCGGCCAUUUCCUGUGUACCAGCUCCUGGGAUAAAAGCAUCAAAAUAUGGAAUAUCCACACGGGGGAGUUUCGAAACCGCGGAGCCUGUGCGACGCUGAUGAAGGGCCACGAGGGCUGUGUGAGUUCCUGCUGCAUCACUAGAGACAGCUCUCUGCUCAUUUCUGGUGGUUUUGACAAGUCUGUGGCUAUUUGGGACGUGGCAGAUGGCUACCGGAAGUUGUCGUUGAAGGGCCACGAUGCCUGGGUGACGGAUGUGGCCGUUAGCAGCAACAAGAAAUGGAUCCUCUCUGCUUCAAAGGACAGCUCCAUGAGACUGUGGAAUAUUGAAGAGAUCGACAAAAUCCCUUUGGUGACCGAGAACAGAAGGUUUAUGGGCUGCAAAGUCAAGCAGUGCAGAAAUUGUGACCAGCUUUUCUCCGCCUUUGAAACCGACACCCCUUCGAAACUACCCAGCCAGUGUAUGUUCUGCCGCAGAGAGGAGAGGAACGUAAGGCCUGCUUCUUCAUCCUCGUCGCGGUCCACCGUCAUUGAAGGAGAGUAAGGAGAGCCGGUGGCCGCUGGGCGCCUAAGGAGUUGGCUGCAGGAGCUCCUCAGGGACCAGCUCGGAGUGCCCGCCCAGCUGAGUGCACCUAUCAAACCCGGGCAGGGGGCCAGGCCCCCACUAGACUCUCAGCACGGAGCUGCCUCUUAGACAACCCCCGCCCCCCAACCCUUUAAGGGUGAGCACGUUUAGUUUGAAUGUAGAAUAAAUCUAGAUUCCUUUGGG
This is a messenger RNA of Mesocricetus auratus (golden hamster), 2075 nucleotides long. RefSeq names its product WD repeat domain 88 (gene Wdr88). Gene Ontology annotation, molecular function: protein binding. The record is from RefSeq and is a predicted model, not a curated record. The transcript has 11 exons. NCBI's taxonomy places the organism in Eukaryota, Metazoa, Chordata, Mammalia, Rodentia, Cricetidae. The coding region runs from base 60 to 1850 and encodes 596 amino acids.